AUGGAUCCCGCGGAGGACUGGUUAGUGGAAUCCUUGCGCUUGUACCAGGAUUUCCAUGCAUUCGAUCUCUCAGGAGCCACUCGAGUUCUUGAAUGGAUUGGUAACAAAGGAGUCUUUGUAGCUGGCUAUGAAAACCUGAAAAAAAAUGAAAUUCUUCAUCUGAUACUACCUCUCAGACUUUCUGUAAAAGAAAAUCAGGGUUUAUUCCCAGAAAGAGAUUUCAAAGUACACCAUGGAGGAUUUUCAGACCAGUCUGUCUUUGACUUAAAGCAUGUGCCAGAUACCAGAUUGCUGGUGACCAGUGGCCUUCCAGGUUGUUACCUGCAGGUAUGGCAGGUUGCAGAGGACAGCGAUGUCAUUAAAGCUGUCAGCACCAUUGCUGUGCAUGAGAAAGACGGGAGCCUCUGGCCCAGGGUAGCCAUCUCCUCCUCAAUGGCACCUGGAGUCCUCCAUGGGGUGAGGCUCAGCAGUCUGAAGAUUGUGGAUCUGGAAUCCCAGAAGACCACAUACACCUCAGACAUCAGUGACAGUGAGGAGCUGAGUAGCCUGCAGGUCCUGGAUGCAGACACCUUUGCCUUCUGCUGCACCUCGGGCCGGCUGGGACUUGUUGACAUCCGCCAAAAGUGGGCACCGUCAGAGAAUCUCAGCCGCAGCCCUGCGUCUGGUGGAGAGAGAUGGUAUGCAGAAAUUGGAGUCAGGGGCCAGAGCCCUGGGCCCAACAUUGCCUGCCUUGGCUCAGGUGGGCAGCUCCGUCUCCUUGACUCCCGGAAUCUUUGCCAUCCUGUGAGCUCAGUCCAGUGCCCAGUGUCCACACCUAGCCCCGACCCAGAGCUGCUGCGAGUGACUUGGGCCCCAGGCCUGGACAACUGCUUAGCCAUUUCAGGUUUUGAUGGGACAGUCCAGGUCUAUGAUGUCACGUCUUGGGAUGGAAUAGGGAGCCAAGUAGAACCUCUCUUUACUCACAGAGGUCACAUCUUCCUAGACGGAAACGAGACGGACACUUCUCCACUGGUCACCACCCACACCUGGCACCCCUCCAAACCAAGGACUUUGUUAUCGGCAGCAAGUGACGCCUCUCUGCAUGUGUGGGACUGGGUGGACCUUCGUGUCUCCUGCUGACACGAGAGUCUUUCUGCCCAGGUCUCUAGGAGGAGGAGCUGUUGUAAUAGCAAGGACACUGACAUAGGACUCAACUGAGUCCUUGUUCCCAACCUGGGACUUCCCCCAGAGUUAAAACAGCAGCGAUUUGUCCCUGGUCGUCUUCACAGUAUCAUAGAAUCAAGAGCUAAUGAAUGUAAACAUGUUCUGUGAACUUUUUUACAGAAUAAAAAAAAGUAUAAGGGCCAAUAAAUAUGAAAAAAAUGUCAAGCCCAGUAGCAAUUAAGGAAUAGCAAUUAAAACAAGGUUAUGCUGGUUCUGCCUACUGAAUUACCCAAUGUUAAAACAUAAUUGCUUUAUGGCCGGUUAGCACACUCGGGAGAGCGUGGUGCUGACAACACCAAGUCAAGGGUUAAGAUCCCUUUACCGGUCAUCUUUAAAAAAAAAAAAACAUAAUUGCUUUGAAGAGCUAAGAGAGCUUACGCGAUACAUGGCACAGAAGGGCAGAGGAGCCGCAUGGUUCUUCGUCCAGCUGUGGGAUGUACCAUUGUUGAGUUAAUGUAUCCAAUGCACCGUUAAAUGACUAUUAAAAUUUUCUAAUCUUUUGCUGUUACAGAUAGUGUGAUGAACAGCUUUUGUACCUGUGAGCAAUAUGUCUUUAGGAUAAAUUUCUAAAACUAGAAUUGCUGAGGCAGAGAAUAUAUGCAUGUUUAGGUUUUAUGAAUACUGCCAUAGUGCCCUCCAUAGAGAUUUUGCCAUUUUGUGCCCCCACCAGCAAUGAUGGGUCUGUUUCCGUCCUCACUGACAAAGUCUGUUUAGUGGCUUUGUGACCUUUGCCCGUCUGAUAAAUGAAAAAUCAUUACUUGUAA
Galeopterus variegatus (Sunda flying lemur) is the source of this 1967-nucleotide messenger RNA. RefSeq names its product WD repeat domain 73 (gene WDR73). The coding region runs from base 1 to 1119 and encodes 372 amino acids. Gene Ontology annotation, cellular component: cytosol; spindle pole. Lineage: Eukaryota; Metazoa; Chordata; Mammalia; Dermoptera; Cynocephalidae. The transcript is spliced from 8 exons. Gene Ontology annotation, biological process: cytoplasmic microtubule organization. The record is from RefSeq and is a predicted model, not a curated record. Gene Ontology annotation, molecular function: protein binding.